UAAACAAGAAGAGAUGAUUCCUCCCGGGUCACUCCUGGAGUGAUCCGGUGUCUACUUUAUAGCCCUAACUAUGUGGCCUAGCCUGGGGUAAUGAAUCGGUCUCAUCAUCUGUGAUCGGCUGAGUCGCAUAAGCAUUGGCUUUGAGUAACUGUGGUGUGAUCACCACAGCUGUGGAUUAGGGUGCUGCUAUAGACAAUUCAUUCUCCGCACUGGCACAGCGAACUCCCUCGUUCUUCUCUCCAAUUUCCUUCAGCCAAUUUUAAUUUCGUCUUUAUAUAAAUCUCCCAAAUGGUUUCAAAGCUCGCUGCCGACUGCCUCUUCUGCAAGAUUAUCAAGGGUGAGAUCCCGUCUGUGAAGCUCGCUGAGACUGCGCACAGCUUCUCGUUCCUCGACAUCGGACCGCUCUCCGAGGGCCAUGCCCUGGUCAUCCCCAAGUACCAUGCUGAAAAGAUGCACGAGCUACCCGACGAGUUCUUGGCUGACGCCAUGCCUGUCGCCAAGAAGAUUGCUACGGCCUUGGGUGCGGAGAACUACAACAUCCUGCAGAACAACGGCCGCCUGGCUCACCAGGAAGUCAAGCAUGUCCAUUUCCACAUUAUUCCCAAGCCCAAUGCCGAAGAGGGUCUGGGCUUCGGCUGGCCUGCCAAGCCGGCCAACAUGGACGACAUCAAGGCUCUGGGCGAGAAGCUGAAGGAGAGGCUCUAAGCUGCUCGUAGCUGGUUAUGUUGUUAACUAAUGGAUGCACUUCUGAAUGACUAUCACUAUGUGCGGUGGGCCGUGGGCCAAGAAUGACACAUG
Linderina pennispora is the source of this 798-nucleotide messenger RNA. Its product is annotated as HIT family protein 1. Gene Ontology annotation, biological process: nucleotide metabolic process. The transcript has a single exon. NCBI's taxonomy places the organism in Eukaryota, Fungi, Kickxellomycota, Kickxellomycetes, Kickxellales, Kickxellaceae. Bases 289 to 705 code for a protein of 138 amino acids. Gene Ontology annotation, molecular function: catalytic activity. The record is from RefSeq and is a predicted model, not a curated record.